UGGCUUCAUUCAUGAGUACAACAUCUACUACGCUGCACCGUGAAAAACCGGCCGGCGUCCGCCACGGGCUUUCCGUUAAAGGACCGUACAUGGAUCUAUAAUCUCGCGGGGUUUUUUAUUUUUUUAUUUUUUUUCUUUCUUGAACAGCGGAUAAGUUUGAGAGAGCGACCAGGAUUUUACAAGCCAACUAUAUUAAAAGCAGACGGAGUUCAGCUGGAGCGAGUUUUCCCUCAUCGCGAGGAGUUGGAUUAAGUUUCUUCAUGCAACUUUUUUGGAAAGAAACCAAGACCAUCUCACUGGGAAACAACAAGAAACUUAACGGUGACACCGUGCGUUCCCUGAUUACUGCAGGUGCCGCCUUCUCCUUCAGUCCCUCCGGGGAGAUGUACCAAGGGUUUCCCGGCGACCCCGACAGCGGAUCCCGUGGAAGCUCGUCUCCGUCCAUAGAGUCCCAGUACCUAUCCUCGGUGGACUCCUUCGGGAGCCCGCCCACCACCAGUGCUCCGCAGGAGUGUGUUUCAGCGGGUGCUGGUUUGAGCAUUGUGGGCAGCAGGCCAGGAAGCGGUGUCGGAGGUGAGAUGCCAGGUUCAUUCGUGCCCACCGUCACCGCCAUAACUACCAGUCAGGACCUGCAGUGGCUGGUGCAGCCAACCCUCAUCUCCUCCCAGGCCUCCGGGCAGAGUAGCUCCACUGGCACCUCGACAAUGACCCAGCCAGUGUCGCUGGUGGACCCGUACGACAUGCCGGGCCCCAGCUACUCCUCGGGGUCCUGUUUCACCCCUCCCAGUUCAGAAACUCCAGUGCCGGCGCCGGGUCCCAUCCGGCAGUCCAGACCCCGCAGCCGCCGUGCACGAGACGAGUCUGUGAGUGAAGAUGGAGAUGUUGGUGUGUUACUAACACCUGAGGAGGAGGAGAAGAGGCGCGUUCGCCGAGAGAGAAACAAGCUUGCUGCUGCCAAAUGCAGAAACCGCAGACGGGAACUGACAGACAGGCUGCAAUCGGAAACUGACGUACUUGAGGAGGAGAAGGCAGAGCUGGAGGCCGAGAUCUCCGAACUUCAGAAGGAGAAAGAGCGUCUGGAGUUUGUACUGGUGGCCCACCAGCCAAACUGCAAGAUCCAAUACCAGGAGCAGGCUCAGCAGGCCUCAGUGCAGUCCCAGCUCGCUCCUCAGAGCCUACCACCUCCCAUCUCCAUUGUGGGCUUGACUGUGAAGGAGGACUCUUUCUAUCUCCCUCCUGCCUACUCUGCUCACCCGGCCCCCACACAGCCCCAGCCUCCGUUGCAGCAGCAGCAAGUCCAGCAGCAGCAGCAGCCUCAAGCAGGGAUGAUGCAGGAGGUAGAGUUUUCUAGUUCUUUCUACGGCUCAGCUGAGCCAGCACCUGGUGGGCCAUGCCUUAUGGCCAGCGACAGUGGUGGUGGUGGUGUUAACCAUGACGAUGCCGCCAUUGGCAGUUACAACACCUCAUACACAUCUUCAUUUGUGUUCACCUACCCAGAGGGAGCCUGCGGGGUCAGUGCCAACCAGCGGAACAGCAGUAGCGAGCAGUCAUCCGAUUCCCUGAACUCGCCUUCGCUGCUGGCGCUCUGACUGACCGACAGACACAUGCAUGCACAGAUUACCACUCACACGCCCAAUGCUCACUGGAUGCAGAGGCUGACACGAGUACACGCACAGUGCCAAUCAGUCUCCCAGAUUGAGGAAAAACAAAGUGCCAAUCAUUCGAACCUGAUUGGGUGACAGUUUACACGUCCAGAAAUAUAUUCCUGUCAAGAGCCAUAGAAAAAAAUGAAAUAAAUAAAUUGCACAUCAGAUCGAACCUUUAACAUUUGAGCUACAGCAAAGAAUACAUUCCUGUUUUGUAUUAGGUCGAAAAGUUUUAACAGGGCACAAUUAAUACCUUUCUAAGAAAAAAAAUUGCAUUACGAAAACCUGCAGAGCCUUGGAAGAUUCUCCAAAUCUCUUUAACUUUUCCACAUUUUGUCACAUUAAACCACAAACUUCAAAGCGUUUCAUUGGGACUUUAUGUGACGGUCCAGCAGAGAGUAGCCGAUACUUGCUAAUUGAAAGGAAACAGAUUUCUCGCAGAUAAAGUUCAAAGAAGGAGCGUGCAUUUGUAAGACAAUUCUUUGGUGGUGUUGGUGUCAUUUGGCUUACGUCUCCGACAGCCUUGUGCACCUGGAGACUGUAAUUGUUGUCCAUUGUUCCUUUCAAAAUAGCUCAAACUCAGAGAUAUUGGCUGUAGAGCACCAGUGAACACCAAUUUUCAGCGCCUGUCAUGGAUUUUGAACUGGACUUGGGUCUAAACUUUGACGGAUCCAUCGUAAACCAGAUGCAUGGGUUGAUUUAAACUUUUCCAUUAAAGCUUUGCUUGUUUGUUUGAAGUUAUUGAGCUGCUGGAAGGCGAACUUCCACCUCAGGCUUAAGGUGGAGAUCAGAGAUAAACCCUGUGCUGGUCUAUCUCCAGGGUUUAUUCUCCAACAUUGUUGUGUUUAUCUCCGUCCAUCUGCCAGCCAACUCUGACCGCACACUGGCUUGAGCCCCUUUACACGGCUUGUUGAAAAGUGCGAAGGGUUCUUCUUAUGGCUCUCUUUCAACAAUUCGUUAAUCUUGCAAUUUUUCUGUAAGAGCCAUGACUUGUGGGACGCACCACCGGUUGAUGUUCAGUAAACGGAUUCUCCCACCCGAGCUGUGGAUCUCUAAAGCUCCCCCAGAGAUACCACGGGCCUCUUGGCUGCUUUUGGAUAUAAAGUGACAAAGUGUGGAAAAUUCAAGGCGUGUGAAAGCCUUUUGCAAGGGACUGCUCGUUACCAGUCUAAAGUGCUCUGAUUUAAAGAACUGAUUCACAAUGAAUUUUUCUUAUUAAAAUACUCUCAUUGAGUAAAAUAGAUGUUAUUUCUGCACCCCAACACGCACCAGUGCCCCCACCUUGUUCCCUCUGUCGGUUGCCCUUCUGCUAGUGCUCUUGCUUUCAUUCUUGUCCAUUAUCUUUUUUUUUUUCUUCUUUUUUUUUCCUCGUCCACCCUGUUGUUGAAUGUAUUUGUGCAGAUCUGAAAUGAAGGACCAAGGACAAUUUGUUCGGGGUCUUUUCUUGUGAAAGACAGACAAAGCUCGCUCACUUGUAACCUUCCAUCUGCUCGGCUGCUCUGUAUGCUUCUUCAUUUGCUGCUUGGACUUGGCGAGUUGAGGAUCUGAGUAUCACAGCCUCCUCUAAAUCUUGUGCUUACAGUUUAAAAAAAUAUAAAAAAAAUCAAUCUUCCACCGUCUGCCUACCUGCCGUGCGACCCAUCUCUACCCAUCUCUGUUUUUUUUUCUCCUCUUCUGUCUCUUUUAUUUCUCCCUCUCUCUUUGAAGUCCUCGACCACUGAGAGCCCGGAGAACCCCUCCAGCCCCUGGGACCUUGAGUGAAAAAGCCGGCGCAACUAACACUCCCCACUUUUGCACCCCAGUCAUUCAAGGAUCUGGACGUCCAAACGAGAAGAACCUCUCCUUUUCGGAGCUCACUGCUCAGAUUCCGUUUUACGAUCUGAAACAGCAGCUAUACGUACAUUUAACACACACACGGAUGCAUAAAGCGCGACACGAAAUGCCACUGUCUUCUGCUGAGCCAUUUUUCAUAUUGUUUUGCACGAUGAAGAUUAGAUACAUCUGCUGUGCUGGAGAGUUAAAAGCGAAUAGGGACUGAGUGGAGGCACGGAGGACAGACACCUGCGGAGAACAUGCUGUCAUCCGCUUUGGGUGUAGAUAUGAGAAAGUAACGGGCGGGCAAAAGAAGAAAAAAAAAGGAAGAGAGGGACCAAAAAACAAGAGAAAAGCACUUCUGUGGAGAUGUGACCACAGGAAAAAAAAUAAAAAAUAAAAUGCAUCUUCACAUUACAGAAACUCAACUGAGUUUACUUUCACGGGCGCUUUCAAGUCUCUGAAAUCAGAAGUUUAGCUGCAGCAACUCAGAGAUUUAUCAGAUGUGAACCAAUGCAUUCAUACAGAGGAGGGACUUGUAUCUGUUUUAUUUAAUUUAAUUUUUUUUAAAGAAGUGUUUCAGACAACCUCUAAACGUUGGGCUCGGUGGUCUCUGCUUCCUGUCCCCCUGUUCUCCCUGUGCAGAGCUGAGGAGGCGUUUAUUGUGAGUGGGUGGUCCACUCUGAGGCACCUGGCCCGUUUAUUUCUUUCUUUAUUGAGGUUGAAACGACGAUCCGAGCACAAGGCAAGACCCGGAAAAAAGAAGAAGAAAAAAAACAACAAGAAAACAAAUGGAGAGAGAGAGAACACGGGGCUGAUGUUGUGGAGUGAGCGUCCUUUUUCUUUCGCCUGUGAAUUUGUAAUUUUUUUCCCCUCUGUAUUGUUUGAGUGAAAACUGUUAUAUAUGUCAGUGUUUGUUUAUGUGACUUAUUGUUCUUGCUUUCUCUUGUACUGUUGCCAUUUUAUUAUUAUUAUUAUUAUUAUUUUUAAAUUUCCGUUUUGUUCAAUUUAUUCGGGAGAUUUCUUCAUAACUGUUACUAUUACUGUUUUGCAUUGUAGCCAGUUUGGUUUAUUUUUGUUUUUUUAUUUUUCUUUUUUUAAUUAUAUUUUCAUUUGGCAACUUUGGAGGCAUAACGUGUGCACUACAAAGAAAAAAAUUUGAAUUAAACGUUUAUAUGCAUAUACAUUUAAACGGUAACAUGUAUAUGUAUACGUGUUAUGUACCAUGAUUGUAAUGUAUGAAUGUCUGCAUAUAUAAAUGGGAUAUUUUUGUCAAAGAAGAACAAGGUAAAAGUACAAAAAAAUAAUAUUUAAAAAAAAUACAUAUUUUUAUAAAGCAAGAAAAAAAAAGAAUUUAAAAUACUGCCCUGUCCCUGAACAUUAAGCACGAUGUCACUGCCUUUGUCAAUAUGUAUUUAUGUUUUAUAAACAAUAUAAAAGCACUAUCCGAUUUACAUUUAUUGUAUGUUUAUAACAAUGAUGUUAGAAGAUUGUGGAUUUUGUCUGUGAGGUCUGUCCCAAAGCUACUGACCCCUUCAUGCCUCCAGUGAGUGAAUGUCACUAUUUGUCACUUGGUUCAUUUUUAAAAGCUCAAAGUGUCACACACACACACACACACACACACACACACACACACAUACACACACAUGCACAAUGCAUAUCUGCCCCAAACUAUCGCCUUGCAAAUUUCCAGAAAUGUUUGUUUGAAGGAUAAUAUUUAGUAAAAUGUGUUCUCAAAAAAGCUUAAAAAUUGUAUUGUUUGCAAAAAGAAAAAGAAAAAAAAAGAAGGCUUUAUUUUGAUCUAAUAAACUUGCUUAUUGAAAAACAUCA
Molecule: messenger RNA, 5288 nt
Organism: Gambusia affinis (western mosquitofish)
Lineage: Eukaryota; Metazoa; Chordata; Actinopteri; Cyprinodontiformes; Poeciliidae
Gene: fosb
Product: FBJ murine osteosarcoma viral oncogene homolog B
Exons: 5
Coding region: 261-1589 (442 amino acids)
Biological process (GO): regulation of transcription by RNA polymerase II
Cellular component (GO): nucleus
Molecular function (GO): RNA polymerase II cis-regulatory region sequence-specific DNA binding; DNA-binding transcription factor activity, RNA polymerase II-specific
Source: RefSeq, a predicted model, not a curated record